GUGUGGGCGGGGUUUAAUCAUCUUAAGGGCAGGUUGUUUGUCUCACCUGAGCAGUGAACAUCAGUGCGCGAGAACAACUCCGCAAACAGAAUGUCUUCGAGGCCGAACGGGAGUCCUCCGCCCUAUGAUUAUCAUACAGAGGAUGGAUAUAAUGUUGCCCCGCAGCCUGCGUAUUCGUACUAUCCUGACGAGGAGUUCCAGCAUUUCUACCGCUGGACGUCUCCGCCGGGCAUCAUAAAGAUCAUGAGCGUCAUGUCAAUCAUCUUCUGCGUGGGCAUCUUUGUAUGCGUGGCCUCGACGCUGGCCUGGGAUACGGAUGCAGGAGCAGCUGGAUUCGGUGGUUAUGGAGGUUCUUAUGGAGGAGGCUCAUAUGGCAGCUACGGUGGAGGAGGCUCAUACGGCAGCUACGGAAUGGGUGGCUAUGGAAUGGGUGGAUCCGGAGGUUACGGAGGCUACGGUUACGGGAUCCUCGGCUCUCAGAACGACCCCAGGCAGGGCAAGGGUUUCAUGAUCGCCAUGGCCAUCAUCACCUUCAUCAUUCUGCUCGUCAUCUUCAUCAUGAUCAUCUCGCACCAGAAAGUGGCUCAGGGAAGGAAGUUCUACCUGGCCGUCAUCAUCAUCAGCGCCAUCAUGGCUUUCCUCAUGUUAGUUGCCACCAUAGUCUAUCUGGUGACUGUUUACCCAAUGGCCCAGUCGUCCGGAUCGGUUCAGUUCAAUCAGGUUUACGCCAUGUGUGCCGCUUACCAGCAGCCUCAGAUGACGGGUGGGUUCGUGAACCAGUAUCUGUAUCACUACUGCGUGGUGGAUCCUCAGGAGGCAAUCGCUCUUGUUUUGGGCUUCAUUGUCACCGCGGCCCUCAUCAUCAUCAUGGUUUUUGCCAUUAAAACCCGUCAAAAGAUCAAUCAUCACGGGAAGGACAACAUCCUGUGGCGCCAUGUGAAAGAAAUUGGUGAUCAAAACUCGCCGCAGGAUGUAGAGGAUUGGGUGAAUGAUGUGAAUGGAGUCCCUGAGCCGCUGCUGGCUGACUAUCCCAUGAAGGCUGGAGGGUCUAGAAAUGAUCUAGAUGACAACAGCACAAAUUAUGACAAACCUCCUUACAGUGAAAGUCCUGUGGAGAUUGAGCACAAUGUGCCCAUCCGUAGUUCAGUCCCGCUGAGCAGCGGAUCAGAGAUGAACAGCUCUGCAGGACGGCCCAAGAAACGGCGCGCUGGACGCCCGCGAACUGCUGACGGACGGGAUCACGACACGGACUACGCCUCCUCUGGAGAUGAGCUGGACGACGAUGACUUCUCCAGUGAAUUCCCUCCCAUUAUUAAUAAUGAAGAGAGAGAACAUUACAAACGCCUGUUUGACGAAGACCAUCAGGCGUACAAGGAGCUCCAGGCAGAAAUGGACCAGAUCAACAAGCGUCUGGCUGAAGUGGACCGGGAGCUGGAUGACCUGCAGGAGGGCAGUCCUCAGUUCCUGGACGCCAUGGACGAGUACAACUCGCUGAAAGACAAAAAGAGGAGCGGCGAUUACCUGCUGAAGAAGAAGCGCUGCAAGCACCUGAAGGCCAAACUAAGCCACAUCAAAAGAAUGGUCAGCGAUUACGACCGGAGGUCCUGAAGAUCAUUCCCAUCACAUUAGAGAAGAGCGAGCUUCUGGACAGUAUUGUGACGGCACAGAUGUGUUGGUGUCUGUCCAGAUGUGUGGGUCGUUGCCACUCGUGAGCUGGGCUGUGUUGCUUUCUGGACAUUUGAUUGAUAACGCAUGUAAAUAUUCAAGGCAUUCGGAUUCGUAUUGCUCAGUGCAAUAUUUUCCCAGAAUCCUUCAUGAACCACUUUUAAAAUCAGGUUUAACUAAUGACUAAAUCCUCAUCAGUUCUGUAGUUUUUUUGCUGCAAAUGUCCAAUUAGCUGUUACAGAUUUAACAUGAACUUGUUGGUGUUUCAGUACAGCGUGUUUGUUUUAUAAUGGGUUUUUUUUCUUGGUGGGUAAAAUACUGUGCCAAAUAAUUUUACCAGGUGGGUGGUUUGAACUCUUGAUAACUAGUAUGUCUGUAUAAAUCAAGCUGUGAUCAGUUACAGGUUAGAGAUAGCCUAAAAAUUUAAUAGUCUUUUAAGCUAUAUUUAUGCCAUUUUAAAAAACUUUUUACAUGCUGGUAUGUAAAUAUGUAAUUUAUAUGUUCAACCAUGUGAUUUCUUUUAAUUGUUUUUGACAACUAAUAAAAUCAUUUUUAAUGCCAUAAUAAAAUUGACCACACAUUUACUAGUACAUUGAGUGUUUGUGGUUUCUGAAUGGAUGUCAAUUAAAAUCCACAAAAAAGCUAUUAAACCAGUUUCUUUAAUUUUAGACAUCAAAACAAUGUCUGUCUGUCACAAAGAAAGGUUCCUGUUUCUUUUAGUAAUGCACCGAAUUUCAGCAACUGAAAAUGAAGAUGUCGGCACCGUCGAGUUCGACUUGUGGAUUUUUAUCGAUCUUCAUAGCAAUAAGAUUUGUUACUUUUGAUAUGAAACCAAGUCUGAGCUUCAAAUUUCUCAACUUUUUAAAGAAAAUCGUGAUAAAUCGCUGUAGCGCCUCCGUUCAA
This is a messenger RNA of Sinocyclocheilus anshuiensis, 2568 nucleotides long. Its product is annotated as occludin-like. The transcript is spliced from 9 exons. Gene Ontology annotation, biological process: bicellular tight junction assembly. NCBI's taxonomy places the organism in Eukaryota, Metazoa, Chordata, Actinopteri, Cypriniformes, Cyprinidae. The coding region runs from base 91 to 1608 and encodes 505 amino acids. Gene Ontology annotation, cellular component: apical plasma membrane; bicellular tight junction; cytoplasmic vesicle. The record is from RefSeq and is a predicted model, not a curated record.